Messenger RNA from Sarcophilus harrisii (Tasmanian devil), 1289 nucleotides. RefSeq names its product chromosome 2 C5orf47 homolog (gene C2H5orf47). NCBI's taxonomy places the organism in Eukaryota, Metazoa, Chordata, Mammalia, Dasyuromorphia, Dasyuridae. The record is from RefSeq and is a predicted model, not a curated record. The coding region runs from base 204 to 776 and encodes 190 amino acids. The transcript is spliced from 5 exons.
CCCGCCCCCACACACCUGCCCUCUUCCCCUCCCUGCCUUGGCCCAUCUCUCUCCUUCUACCUCCGGUCCUCCCCUCGGUGGUUUGAUGUGGUCAGUUUCCCAGGGUCUCUCCGCCAGCCGUGGUUUGCUCUAGCGGGUUUGAAGCCAUCCCUCCCCCUCCCAAUUUCCCCCUCCUGGUGGUGGUGCGUCCCGGAGUGACAGAAAUGGCGCCGACCUCGCCUUGUGGGAGGAGGCCGCGGCCUAUGCCGCGCUAUGUUUAUAUGACCUGCUUUGGUUCCCACCCUUGCAGGAGCACGGUCCUCUAUAGGGGGCAGGGCUCGUGGAGGCUGCAGAGGCACGAGGUCGGGAGCGGGGACAGGGCGGCAAAGGCCGCCGGGGGUCCCUCGGGCAGCCCCGAGCUCGCCUCACAGAAGACUGUAUCAUCUCGGGUGUCGAGCCCGGGGACCCCGGUGCCGAGAGCCCGACAGCUGCCGCGCUUGCCCGGCCGGGCCGGGGGCAGUCAGCGCAGGAAGACCCGAAGACCUGAAGCCGGGUCAGACCGUGUCAGUGAUGCAGUUGAAUUUUACAUGCCUUUGAAUGAAGCUGCUAAAAUCAUAAAGAAGAAUAAAAAGCCUGCAGUGUGGGACAGUGUUUACAAGGUGAUUUCCAAGAUGCUGAGUGAAAAUGAAAAAAUCAGAGACAGAAUGAACUUCAAACAGGAUUGUGCUGAAAGUGGGGAUCUGGCCCAGAGUACAGAGGAGUCUUCUCAUCUCUGUAGGGAACUCAUCAUGGAAUGAUUAAGAAACAAUCAAAAAUGGAAGAGCAAAAUUAAUGGAUGGAUACUGGCAACAUCAUUUACAUUUCAUGGAAUGUUUUGGUUUUGUUUCUUGACAUUUGGUAUGGAUAAUUAGUUUACCCAACUCCUUAAUCCCUGAUAACUUUACUUUUAUUGCAUUUUGUUGUCAGUAGGAGUCAUUCUUGGAAAUCUAUUUAAAUCCAAAAAAUAAAACAUUUCCCUUGUAUAAUUACAUUAAAAAAUGAGCUGUAAAUAUUGUUUUGUGGAUUUGUCUAAGGUAUCAUCUAAAUUUCCAAAGUAUAUUUUCAAAAACAUGAGAGUUUAACGAGUUUGAGUAGUCUCAAAGCUAUAGGGACUUUGAAAUCACAUUUUACAUGUUUGCAGUAUAAUGUGUCCCUAUGAGCUUAAUGCUGCUCUUAUCCUUUGCAAGACAGACUUGAGAUAGAUCAGAGAGGAUAUGUUUGGAAAUAAAGGUGAUAUAAAAGCAAAAGACAAUUAAACAAUCUAUUUAAUA